CGUUGAUGUAAUUUCGUGUAGGGAAAUAGCCGGUGCAGAAACCAACGAGAAAGUUGAAAAUGACACGAAGUCGAAGUCCAACCCGCAAUGCAGACAAACACGAGAAAGAUAAGGAUAAGAGCAAAGAUAAAGAUAAAGAGAGGAGACGGAGGUCUUCAUCCAGUAGCUCCUCUGGGAGCAGCAGUGCUCGUUCUGGCAGUCAUUCUAGAUCUAGUUCAUCCAGUUCCAGCUCCAGCGGUAGUUCAAGCAGUGGCAGCUCCAGCUCUGGUAGUAGUUCAAGGUCAUCAUCAAGUUCAUCAUCACGCUCCAGAAGUCGCAAGAGACAAAGAUCUGAGUCUGGAUCACCCAGUAGGAAGAAGAAGGAACGUAGUCCAACCCCAAAGCCAACCAAGGUGCACAUUGGUCGCCUGACACGUAAUGUCAACAAGGAUCACCUGGUGGAAAUAUUCGCAACAUACGGAACAAUAAAAUCCAUCGAUUUCCCAAAUGACAGAAUGCAUCCAAAUUUUGCACGGCCAUUUGCAUACAUUGAAUAUGAAAAGCCUGAAGAGGCUGAAAAAGCAAUAAAGUAUAUGGAUGGAGGUCAGAUUGAUGGCCAGGAGGUCACUGCUGCUGGCAUUUUAGCCCCACGCCCCAAUCGAGGUCCUCGCAGGCAUUCACCCCCUAGAAGAGGGCCGCCUCCAAGAUGGGGUGGAGGAGGAGGCGGAGGAGGAGGAGGAGGUGGAGGAAGGAACUCGCCACCAAGAUAUAACAGAGGAAGGAGAUCUCCCCCACAACGUCGCCCCAAUCGCCGUCGUUCCUGGUCAAGGUCAAGGUCACGCUCUCCAGCACGUAGGAGGAGAUACAGCCGAUCAAGUUCCAGUUCGUCUGGUUCUUCACGAUGAAAAGUAUUUGAAAGGGUCCAGAAA
Molecule: messenger RNA, 908 nt
Organism: Lineus longissimus
Lineage: Eukaryota; Metazoa; Nemertea; Pilidiophora; Heteronemertea; Lineidae
Product: RNA-binding protein with serine-rich domain 1-like
Exons: 6
Coding region: 60-884 (274 amino acids)
Biological process (GO): mRNA splicing, via spliceosome
Cellular component (GO): ASAP complex; nucleoplasm; cytoplasm
Molecular function (GO): RNA binding
Source: RefSeq, a predicted model, not a curated record